Alternaria arborescens is the source of this 1791-nucleotide messenger RNA. RefSeq lists its product as hypothetical. NCBI's taxonomy places the organism in Eukaryota, Fungi, Ascomycota, Dothideomycetes, Pleosporales, Pleosporaceae. The record is from RefSeq and is a predicted model, not a curated record. The transcript has a single exon. Bases 1 to 1791 code for a protein of 596 amino acids.
AUGACUGAGCGUUCCGACCAGGAAUGUUCUACCCGUGAAGUGGACACCAAUGCACUUGGUGAUGAUGAAGCUCACUCCGCUCGCGACGAUACACCAAUAAAGCCCGCGCCAGAGCCUUUAAUUCCAUGUCCACUCUGCGCACUUAGGAAGGGGAUACUGAAGAAAGUGCGCUUUGAUGAAUCAUGCGGGCCCAUAGAAGAAGAAGACCACAACGAAGAUGCGGUGCCUGUUAGUUCGCCAUUGCGCGACCGCCAUAUGGCACAGGACGUGUGUUAUGAAAGUCCGCUCAAGUCGAAAGGCAGUCCAGUCUACCCGUCGGUGAUACCAUCACUUGCACCACCACCACCGCCUCCUCCUCCUCCCCCUCCACCCCCACCGCCUCCAACGGAUGCGCCCCAGCCUCCUACACUCUUCAACAAAGCUAUCGAAGGGGAUGAAUAUCUGAAUGCAGCGGCUGUCAGACUUUACACUAGCUUCAUGAAUGAACUCUCAGAGUUCGUCGCACAGCAAGAUGAUGUAAUCAGAAUGCGACUUGCUGUUCAGGAAAGGCGCAAGGGGUUGCAUAGACUAAGAGAACAUGUUUCGGAAUGCGACAUGAUGCUAAUCAACUGUAUGCGUGAAAGAGUCAAUGGAAGCUUCCCAUCAGACGACCGUACAAUGCUCCAUCUUUUUGAAGCAUCACAGGCAGCAAGGGAUGAGAUCGGGCCUGUCGAAUCAGAAUACGAACCACUUGAGAUCAUACUAGGGUCAAAAGAGCAUCAGCUAGUUGAGAGAUACACCAAAUUAGAGGAAACCUUCGAUCAUUUCUUCCGACUCAAUAUAGCACCGAUGACUAAGCCAAAGGAGCCAUUCGAAAUCGAAUAUGAGGCUUCCUCGGUGGCCUCUGCUGACGACGAAAAUGGUGCUCUUGGAGACACUGAGCACCUGCAUGGAGCUCUGAUCGGGGACAAUGUUGGCAUUGGCCAACUGCCAAAGCAUGCUGCACAGCUCAUACCAGGCGCACAAAAGUCUUGGAUGUCUGGUGGUUUUCAUAGAAGGACAGUGUCUUUAGGAUCCACCGAUAUACCGAGACCUCACAGCAGCGGUUUUGCAGAUGAGCGGAUAUCAUUCAAUUAUUCGACAGGCACACUCAAUUUCAUCGGCAUCUGGAUCACCGAUACGCUGAGUUUGUCCGAUACUGGUGCCAUGAUUCAGGAACGACCUGACGAUGAAUCAACAUUCUCUAUGAGUAACUACAUCGACAUACCUGAUGCACUACCAGAUUUUAUGGAUAACUAUCCCGUCAACCCAGGGCUUGAGGAAGGCAAUCCUCUGCUCUUGCUUGGCGAGAGCAACGAGACUCGUAGCAUUCUUAGCGACUAUCUUGUAAACUUCGAAAGUACACCCGAUAGAGUAAACCGCUGGAUAUUGCACCAGCUUCGGAUUUCACCACGAGAGAUAUACACCCUUCACAGAAGCAUUGCGGAACACAUGGGAAAGCCGUUUCACGAAGCUUCAUCAGUACUCAAAGCAUGGCCGCAUGACAGUCUUGGUCACGACAGUUCGUACAAUCAAGGAUCAGUCGAGUUUGAAGGAAGCUAUCAGAACCCACAAGCUCUUGGGUACCAUGGAGCAUGUCCUCCUGAAUGCCGUGGUACACAUGGCUGGCCAAACAACGAAGCGUGGCUAGUGCAUGAGUCGUCCACUUUCUCUAAUGUAGAGUUUACACCGAGUCUGCAACAUCAGCAUAGAUCGGAGUCUAUCAAGCUGAAGCAACAUGAACUAUCAUCAGGGCUUUAUGACGAAGACUGA